Messenger RNA from Nerophis lumbriciformis (worm pipefish), 1392 nucleotides. NCBI's taxonomy places the organism in Eukaryota, Metazoa, Chordata, Actinopteri, Syngnathiformes, Syngnathidae. The record is from RefSeq and is a predicted model, not a curated record.
AUGAGGACCCUCACUGCGUGGAUUUGCGUGUGCAGCUUUCUUCUGCGCUUAGAUGAGACAGCGAGUUCAUGGGACGGCUCCUCGGCAUUGUCGGCGCUCCAGGCCGACGGGCCCGAAGUUGCCGGAACGCCGUCGCAAUGGGUGGACUGCAUCCAGGCGAGCGACAUGUGCAACCAGGAUCCCCGCUGCAGUUCUCGAUACCGUGUGAUGCGCCAGUGCUUGGUGGGCAAGGAGAAAGAAGCCAUGCUGGACAACAACCGGGAGUGCCAAGCGGCCCUCGGGGUGCUGCUGGACAGUCCUCUCAACGACUGUCGCUGCAAGAGGGGCAUGAAGAAGGAGCUGCAGUGUCUGCAAAACUACUGGACCAUCCACAUGGGAAUUUCUGAAGGCAGCGACGUGGACGACUCGUCCCCAUAUGAACCAGUGGCCCUGGGCCGACAGCAGGAUGCAUUUCGCUUGGCUUCCAUCUCCUCAGGGAUGCUGACAGUGGCCCCGAAAGGUUUCCACUGUGCCGACGCCGAGCGAACGUGCAACCCUUGCCUUGACGCGGCCAAAGCCUGCAAUCUAAAUGGCACCUGCAAGAGACACCGCUCGGCCUACAUCGCCACCUGCAGCAAGGAGGACCCCAACAAGGGGGAAACCUGCAGCAAAAAACGCUGCCACAAAGCGCUGCGGCUCUUCCUGGACCGCGUCCCCACUGAGUUCAGCCACCGCCUGCUUUUCUGCCCCUGCCAGACGGAGGGCUGCGCCGAGCGACGCCGCCAGACCAUCGUGCCCGAUUGCUCCUAUAAAGAGAGAGAAAAACCCAACUGCCUGGAGCUGAGGACGCUCUGCCGCCAAGACUCUCUCUGCAGGUCCAGGCUGGCCGAUUUCAUGGCAAACUGCCGCAGCAUGCCACCCACGGUGAGCACCUGUCCCAACCAAGACAAUCACCAAGCCUGCCUGGCCUCCUACACAAGGCUCAUCGGGACGGACAUGACGCCCAACUAUGUGGACAGCAGCUUCACUCACUGGACCGUCUCGCCCUGGUGCACCUGUAAAGGCAGCGGAAAUCAGGAAGAGGAAUGUACCAACUUUCUGGGGAGCUUCACCGACAACACUUGCCUGAGAAAUGCCAUCCAGGCGUUCGGUUACGGGCUGGACUACAUGGUCGGUAAGAACGGGUCCCUCGCCGACCCGGCCGCCACGCCGAAGACUGGGCUGGAUCAGUUGGCGGAAUCGACCACCGAGCCUCCCUUUGUGACCAUUGUGAAGUAUCCCGAACCGAGAGACGGCGGACCCGGCAAACCCCAGGGCCUGCCAGAGGAUCACUGCGCCUGUGUGCGUGCCAACGUCUGGGCUUUGCUUCCCGGCCUGGCUUUGGCUCUGCUCCGGGCUCAACAUGCCUUAUAG